Cooperia oncophora is the source of this 399-nucleotide messenger RNA. The record is from the annotation of a GenBank genome assembly. Lineage: Eukaryota; Metazoa; Nematoda; Chromadorea; Rhabditida; Trichostrongylidae.
AUGCCAAGGAAGUAUGAGGCACUCGUAGAACUACUGAAGAAGUAUCCUGCUGGCAAGAUUGAUGUUGUUUUGCAACGGCUAAUAAAAUGCUACCAUCCGAGUCUUGCAGAAGGUAAUAAGAAACUCCUUUCAAAGUUAUUUCUCUACCUGCUGCGAUAUUAUGAUGAUAUGUCGAACGGGCCACUCUCCGGUGAUACGAUGAAAGUGCUAGGGUCAUUGACCAAGGCAAUGUACUCACUUAUGAAGCGCCAGAUGUGUCCGGGCUCUAAUACGUCAGAAUUGGAAGAAGCGUAUGAGCAAGCCGAAAUCUUCUACCCAGUUUUCUCUGAUCACUUUGUUGAGGUUUGUGCUGAAUUCUUGAAACAAUGCAAGCGAGAUGUUUUCGGAACACAUAUCUAA